GCUGGCCUUCGGGGCCCCAAUAUAUACAUCACAGCUCAUGUUUGUCAACUGUACAGUUGCAACAAGUGGCCAGUUGAUUGUCAGCAGACAAAGUGUUCAUGAAGGAAGGUCAGGAGAAGCAAGCCCGAAUCGGAAUCAGGUUAGCAAACGACGCUGCUCUAAGGAGGCGAAGCCCCUUGAUUAUGCUCGGGCUCAGCCUGAUGGGCAAACCCAAUGAUCCCCCCCAACGAGAAGCGGCAUGAUAUAUGCGCAAGGCAGGGCUAGUGAGCGCCCCCUUUACCCCUUUUCCCAGGACCCUCCACCGACAAUUUCGACCACAGCCUGACCAGACUGCGCCCACCAUAUGGAGAAUUGUGUGCAAGGCUUAUUUCAACUACUAGUAGGUAGCCAAUAUGACUCCCACAGCUGCGGCUGUGGCUUGCAGGACCGGCGCAGCAGGCGACGUGCUGCGGCUGCUAUAUUCGGUUUCGGGGAAAUGUCAUAGUGCUCAUAAGUGAGACGGUGACUUCGUACCCUUCGCAGGCCGCUCGCCGGGGCGUUGUUGAAUGCUAUACACAGCAUUGUGCCCACGAUGGCAUCAGCAUCAGACGUUAUCACGUACGUUGGUGUGCCGCUGGCGGUGCUGGGUGUCCUUCCCAUUCUGUACACCUUCAUGCUUGCGAUCGUGACCAAGCGACGAAUUUGCGCCUCGCUCAUCCAGCAUGGCCACCGACCCAUGGGCGCCGGCCAUCCUCAGAACGGCUUCACGAUCCGCAGUUCUCCCAUGACGAAUUUGAUCGAGGUGGAGCUGCCCAAAUAUACAAUAGCACCACUUGAGCGGAAUGACCCCGACUAUUGGAAAACCACGAUGGAAGGUCAAUGUGAAGAAGAAGAACACCACAGAUUGCUCGAGCGAGCCGAAAGCACCUUGAGCAUGGCUGAGGAAGGUCGAGUACAGGGGUUCCUUCGCGGCGGUAGUUGGCGGGCAUUCCACUGGAAAAGAUUGAUAGUGGGACGCAAAUUAUACAGAAUACAGUAUGAAGACGAGUUGCGCGAACCCCCUGCGGAGGUUGAUUUUUCGGAACUUGUGCAUUUCCUUCUUGACUGGGGCGCCAUUCCCGAUACAAUGGGAUGGGAGAAGCUGAAAUCGGGUGGACUGUGGACGCCCGCAGGGACCAUUCUCCUCAAAAAGCCAGACGGCGAUAUCACUGAGCCGCGGAAACACGUUGACUGGAUCCUGAGAACGAGUAUGCCCGAUGAGAGCGACGGAAUACUCAGCCUGACAGUCAAAUGGACCCGUGACAUGACAUCUGUCGGGGAGUCUAGAGGAGCUGCAAGUCUUCCGCCCGGCUGGGGCCGCCUGACUCAACCGCCGUUGUUAGAAGUGAGCGAAAAGAAAAAGGAAGAAGAGCAAGACUUGCCGUCAAGGAUUGAGCAGAUGAAAGACUCGAACAAGUACAGCAUGGAUAGCUCUAGCUUCCGUUUCCGCGCUGAAGACAACCGGAUCCAGCGUCUUUUCUGGGAACAGAAGAACGUCGAAACAGGCUCGGUCAGUGAACCCUUCCGAACGUUCGAGCAGUCCACCGCCGGACUUUGGUUUACUUGUGCGGCAUCCGCCAUCCUCUCACGCAAACAGUCCAGCGGAGGACUGUGGGCUUUCGACAUCCCUACAGAUAUCCAAACAUUUGUGCGGAGAGACUCGAUACCCUGCGGUGUUAUGGUGAUUCUGGGCUUGAUGGACGAGGGAGAGGCACCCGAAUGGUCGAGUGAGAGCGAAACUGCCACUCGCAAUGCUAUGCAGCUCAUUUCCCAACGGCAACUUCAGCGAUUCCAGGCUCAACAAGCGGCCACGAGGCUGGAAGCUACCAUGCCACCCGAACAAGCCAAGAUUCACAAGAUGAAUCGACUCGCUGAAGAACGCCGAGCUGCCCUUGACGAUAUGAUGGCCUCAGCGGCCGCGAGACAGGAGAGGGACGAACGCAGGGCGCAGGACGCAAUCGCCAGUCCGAGGAUGAGUACAAAGGCCGUCGCGGAGGCAUGUCUGGCAUGGCUUAUUGAACAGGGACUGAUCGGUAGGGAGUGGACGCUGGAUCAACUCGCUGAGGCGGUCUUGUAUCUGAUGGUGGUAGAUCAGAGUCAGAGCGAAGAGGGCGAGGCCCGAAAGGUUGUCAAAGUCCUGGAUGAGUGGAUGUCCUGGGCCGCGGUGGGAGGGAUGAAAAAGACGCAGGUCAAUGUCUUGUAUGACAAUAAGCUGGCUUUCUGCUACGCCGCCGCCCUCGUUGCAGUGGUCAAUGAGUCGGUGAACUCGGCUAGUGGGCGAAGCAAAGCCGGCGCCGAUAUGCUGGAUUGUUUGAGGUUAUGGAGGAAAGUCAGGCUAGGAUGAGUCCAUGAUCAGAUGGUGGAUGGGUCCCGCACAGCUUAGACAUGCCAUCGGGGUAACUAAGCAGCAUGCCUAAACACCUGCUAAGGUACCUAGGUACUUACGUACUAGGUAGGUACUAGGGCGCAGUCCUGUAAUGGACAAUGUAUGAACAUAGGUAGCUGGUGGUUGUCAGCAUCUCCAGCGCCCUUCCGCCUAGACAACUCCCUAGACAGCUACCCAGAAAUUCUUACUUAGCCCAGCCUACCUAGGCAACUGCCUUAGCUGCCCAGGAAGGCACCUUGGGGUCUGCAUUUGAUUUCUAGGCACCUCCCCAGCGCAGCCUAAGUAGCCAAAUCCGAAGGCGCUCUCAGCAGCCCCUAGCCUAUCGUCACGCCGACUCUAUACAAUCCAAGUGUUCACGCAGUGAACACACGGCCAACAACAAGACAAGACACUCUUGAGCAAGUUUUUCU
This is a messenger RNA of Exophiala dermatitidis NIH/UT8656, 2814 nucleotides long. RefSeq lists its product as uncharacterized. Bases 572 to 2362 code for a protein of 596 amino acids. NCBI's taxonomy places the organism in Eukaryota, Fungi, Ascomycota, Eurotiomycetes, Chaetothyriales, Herpotrichiellaceae. The record is from RefSeq and is a predicted model, not a curated record. The transcript has a single exon.